AGAAAAGGCUGAUAUCACGCUGUCGUGCGAAACUUUGCAUCGAGAGUCAAUCUACGUCGGAGCUACGAAUCUGAACGAAUCUGGCUUGUUGUUUUGCUAGUCAACAUGCUCUUUUCUAUCUUAUCUGUGUUUCUGCUCGCCCCUUCACUCCUCGAUGCUAUUCCCACCUUUUCGCGCGCUGCGCCAGAAAUCCGCCAGAUCUUCACUUUCCCAAACAAUACUUUCAUCGAGAACAUUAGAGUACGUUUUAACGGCGAGCUCCUCCUCACUUCCAUGAGCGUCCCAACCCUCUUUGAGAUCGACCCUACAGCAUCGACACCAAAUGCAUCAAUCGUCUACACCUUCCCCAACGCCACUGGCCUCGCAGGAAUCACCGAAACCGUGCCAGAUACAUUCGCCAUAGUAUCCGCGACAUGGGAUCUCGUCAACACACGCGCAAUACUCGGUACAAUCGUCGUCUGGACCAUCAACCUUGGUUCCACUCCACCGAUCGUCCAUCGAAUUGCCAACGUCACGAACUCAACAAGCUUCAAUGGCAUUGCCAGCAUUCCAGAAUCACCAAAUCUUAUCCUCGCAGCAGAUUCCGCAAUUGGUGCAAUCUGGCGAGUCGAUCUUCUCACUGGCUUGUACGGAAUCGCAUUCUCAGAUCCACUAUUUACUCCGAUUAGUACAGCCCAGGGAUCGAAUCUGGGAAUCAACGGCUUGAAGAUCAAGGACGGGUAUCUGCACUUCACCGAUUCAGCUCAAGGCAUCUAUGGCCGCGUCGAAAUCGACAGCCUUGGAAACAAAAUCGGUGCUGUAGAUCUGAUAGCGAACAUCACAGCCUCAGUAGCGACGGGUGGUGUUUAUGAUGAUUUUGCGCUGGAUCGUAUGGGGAGGGCCUGGAUUGCUACGCAUCCGGAGUAUGUAGUUGAGGUGGAGCUGAAUGGCAGUCAGGAGGUUAUUGCUAAUGAGACGCUGCUGUUAAAUCCUACGAGCGCUGCUUUUGGGAGAGGAAGUACUGCAGAGGAGAAGACGUUGUAUGUUGCAAAUGGUGGGCUAUUUGCCGGCGAUGAUUUGGUUGAUGAGGGGGUUGUAGCUGUUGAUGUUAGUUGCUUUGGGUAGAAAUUGGUGAUGAUGAAUGAACAUAUCGAGAAUUGAGUCUCGUUUCUACAUCAAAUGAGGGAGAAUUGUUUCUUCGAUAUCCAGACAUUUAGUUGAGAAAAU
This is a messenger RNA of Mollisia scopiformis, 1206 nucleotides long. RefSeq lists its product as uncharacterized. The record is from RefSeq and is a predicted model, not a curated record. NCBI's taxonomy places the organism in Eukaryota, Fungi, Ascomycota, Leotiomycetes, Helotiales, Mollisiaceae. Bases 106 to 1104 code for a protein of 332 amino acids. The transcript has a single exon.